AUGGAUGCCAAUUUUUACUUAUGCUGCCGCAACAAGUCCUCUGAGCAGGCAGACCAUAGCCUAAGCAAGGGCUGGGCUUACUUUAUAGAACACAAUGGAUUCAAAAAUGUGCUUGACGCUUAUGCCAGCCAGGUGCAAGAGAAAAGUUCGUGCACCAGCCAUAACACUGUUAAUCUUGCUGACACCAAGAAUUCGCGGGGACUUGCUGCCACAGGUGUUGGCGCCAUCAUUUGCACUCGUCAUAACCUUACACAUCCAUCCUCAGUCGGAGAUCUCCAAAAAGGAGAAAGGUAUGCAAAUACGGAUUACCUAUUCUUCUCGACAAUGCGACAUUCUAACAAGGUUCUGGCUCUCAAUGUCUCAUAUGAUAUUGCCUGUCAAUGGAGUAAACACUUGUGUCAGCAGAUGUCACACUAUCCCUCCCAGAUUCAUUUUGCAACCGACUCGAAAAUUUUACCAUUUGUCAUUCCCAAAUUUCAUCUACCGGCGCACAUUGCAGCAUGUCAAACUUCAUAUUCUCUCAACCUCAUCAAAGGCAUGGCGAGGACUGAUGGUGAAGCCAUCAAAUGUGGAUGGUCCAACAUGAAUCCUGCUGCUACAAGCACAUGGGAAAUGGGCCCGGGGUCAAGACGCAACAUCUUGGAUGACCAUUUUGGUCCUUUGCUCCUCAAAAAACUCAAGGAGGCAAUUCCAGAACAUUAUCAGCAUGCCGUAGAUCUUCAAGACUUCAAGGAAGCUAUUCCAUCUUCGAGUCUUAGUGCUUGGCGGAAAUUAGUAGAAGACUGGGAGGCUGAUUGUUCUAAACCAAACCCUUUCGAGAUUAAAGCAUCAGUUAUCACUCAGGCAUCUGUUAGACUAGAGCUUUCUCAGCUUGAAGCCCACCAACUAAGACAAGGAAUCGACACCUCCCUCCACACAGAUGUCUCCCCUGGCAUAUUAAUCACUGCUGGGAUUGACCUAGAGGCUUUACACAUUGCCAGACUUCAAGCCGACAUCUCUGAUGCUGCAGAUACUACUACCCUUGAGGAGCCUACUCACGCCAUCAAACUAUGGAUGCUGUCUGCAGUUGUGAAGGCAGGUAUGUCUUGCAAUGUGAACCUGUGUAAUAUCAAGUGGAAGUUAUGCCAUGCCCAGGCACAUGACACUCUCCAGGGACUCUGGCAACACCUACAACCAAAGUGUCAUCUUACUGGGUUCAAGAAAAACUGGGUAACUGGUCAGCAAGCACACAUGAGAUCCCAUGCUGUUAUUGAUACUGUGGAGGUGAAAAUCGCCGCUGCUACAACAAAGUAUUGCACAGUGUGGAGGGCACCAGAUGCCUUGGCAGAUGCACUCCUACGACUUGAUUGGAAAGUCGAGUUCCCAAAGCUCAAGGAUGAGGACAUUCGCGGUAUGACAGAGGCGCAGGCAGGAGGCUUGGUGUCAGAAGGUUGA
Molecule: messenger RNA, 1434 nt
Organism: Suillus bovinus
Lineage: Eukaryota; Fungi; Basidiomycota; Agaricomycetes; Boletales; Suillaceae
Exons: 5
Coding region: 1-1434 (477 amino acids)
Source: RefSeq, a predicted model, not a curated record